This is a messenger RNA of Laetiporus sulphureus 93-53, 557 nucleotides long. RefSeq lists its product as uncharacterized. The annotation marks the transcript as partial. The record is from RefSeq and is a predicted model, not a curated record. The transcript is spliced from 4 exons. Lineage: Eukaryota; Fungi; Basidiomycota; Agaricomycetes; Polyporales; Laetiporaceae.
UGCCACAGAAUGAAGCUCUCUAGCAGUACCCCAGUAUGCGUAGGACGCACGUACACAGGGUUGAAAGAUGCAGACGCAAGACGCAAGGACGUCCUGGUCCUCGAACACCUAGGAGCUGCGCCCUGUCAUUCCCAUAGUCACAGCCCAGGGUUGGAAUGGAAGCGUUCGCUGAUGUACCGCAUUCGUGCCAUAUCCGUGACGCUAGAAGUAAGUGUCUACUGGACAAAGAUGUCUAUUUCAGGUGCUGAACGUUCAUGAUCGCUCACAUAACGCGUGCACUCGGGGAUACUGUACAUCGCGCCUUCGCCUGCCUACAAGUGCAGUGCCUGCAAGUGAGAAUCGAUGGCUUGCGGUAACGACACCGCAGCUUCGUUGAAUGGAUGGACGCCAGGCCGCAAGUGGGCGACACAGAGCUGUCAGGAUGUCCGCAUAGCACAGCUUUCAUGCCGAUUUGCGAUUCAAGUGGCCUGUGAAGGCGAGGAAUAGGAAGAGCACUUGCAGUGCUCACCGUUUAGGCGGUAAAAAUAGACGAAGCGAUCCCUCCCUCGAGCCGUCAG